Messenger RNA from Trachymyrmex cornetzi, 1726 nucleotides. RefSeq lists its product as uncharacterized. The transcript has 5 exons. NCBI's taxonomy places the organism in Eukaryota, Metazoa, Arthropoda, Insecta, Hymenoptera, Formicidae. The record is from RefSeq and is a predicted model, not a curated record. The coding region runs from base 814 to 1386 and encodes 190 amino acids.
UAAAUCUUUAAUUCAAGUUUAUAUUGUAGUCGGACGGCCACAUAAUCCUGCAAUCCUGAGAUACGUGCUCACGUGUGAUUUAUUGACUGCCAUCGAGGAAAAGUUAUUCUUCUUGUGGCGAGAAAUGUAACGAGAACUCGAUAUAUCAAGCGGUUACGCUAGCGAUCAUCUUGCAAAAUUACAGUGGUCCAAAAAGGCAUCGCGAUAAAUCUCACCGACGCAUCUCGGUCUUCCGCGCUACGGUCGCCGAGGGCCGCAAAAUUUGGGAGAAAUUUGAUACACACGAUUUAUCUCGACUCGACACCUUGCGUUAUCCUUUUAGCGUCCGUGUCUGAUCGGAAAGAUGAUCGAUGCGGCAGAUCAGGACGAUUAAAGAACUCUAAAAAAAAAAAUGAACGUCAUUGUUGUGCUCUCUAAUGGAAGAACGAUGUCGCUUAACUUAAAAAUACAACAUCUCAUUAUGAAGUUAUCCAACAAUUCCGCAAGGAUUCUCUUUCUCCUACUUCGCGUUUGUUCGGUCGUCGAGUGUAUGAACACGUACAUGGUAACGCACGUAUAGUUACAGCUUCGAUAACCCGGGAAUGUCCGUCUGUGUAUAUAAGUGCAGAGAAACGACGUGGAGCGACAGAACGUUAGCAACGCUAGGUGCAAUAUUGCCGAUCGCCGGUGCACGCGAAAUAAGACGAUAUCUGCUUGUGUACGACGUGAUCUAACCGGAUCUGCUAUACGCACUUACGUGGAGGAAAGAACGGCUCCACUUUCCCAUCUAGUUUGUCUAUCAACCCGUGGGGAUCCAGAGUACUUUGGACGAAAAUGGCCAGGAAAGUCUGUCACGUCAUAUUAAUUAUUUCAUUGUUGACCAGUGCUUAUCUGGGAAUGGCUGCCCCUAAUUGGGAGACCGAUCUUACAAGCAGUAUCAAUACAGAAGUGAAUCGUAUAUUACAAAAUUUGGAUAGGAAUAUAGAAAAUUUGGAUAGGAAUACAGAGAAUUUGAAUAAGCAAGUAGAUAAUUUGAAUGCGCGAAUACAGAAUUCGGUGCAACAAACACUUGCGCAAGUCAACGCGCAAGUCGACGAAACACUCAGGAAUCUACCAAAAGAUGGACAAGGACGUUUAAUAACAAAUGGACAAGUAAUAAGUAGUGGCGGCAGUAACGUCGUAAUCAAUUCUGUAAAUGGUAUUAGUAUGAUAAAGAAAACCGAAUCUGGUUAUACAUUAGACGGAAAACCGUACGUGAAUACUACUAUAGAUAUAAAUGAUGGGAAAUAUCUUCAGCAUGAAGCGACUUUUUACAAUUCAACAUCUAAUGCUAUGGAGAGAAUUUGCUGGAAAUUAAAGCUCGAAGUAGCUCCAGAUGCUCAACCUGAAUAUUCCUCUUGUAAAUAAAACAAUACGUUUUUGUUUACAUGUUCUAUAUUACGGAAACCUAUCAUUUAACCAUAAUAAAAUAUAAAGUACCGAGAAGAGCGGUCGUUUCAAUUGAGAAAGGCGAAGAAAAGUGACGAAUAAAAAAACGGGCAUAAAUUUGCACGAGAAAGAGGUCUGACCAAUAAAGAAUCAUUUGUUACGAUAUAUGACUACGAAAUUUUCAAAGGAGGAUAUGGGUGGGGUACCGCAUUUGCGUUUCGACGCACAUACAGAAUAUAUGUACAUAUGUGACAUACAUAUACAUAUAUGUUUUCAUGCAAUGGCGUCAAAACUAUAUGUGACAAUAAAAAUGUCGUUA